Molecule: messenger RNA, 687 nt
Organism: Coniophora puteana RWD-64-598 SS2
Lineage: Eukaryota; Fungi; Basidiomycota; Agaricomycetes; Boletales; Coniophoraceae
Exons: 2
Coding region: 1-687 (228 amino acids)
Source: RefSeq, a predicted model, not a curated record
AUGUCGUCCCCUCCUGCGCAGGAGAGCGAGGCGCUCUACAGCAACGACAGAAUGUCGUCGGCUCAACCAUCUGCGUUUGACUAUACGACCAUUGGUCCAGGGAACUUCACAGAGGCCUUGAAUCACCCGGGUCUAAUUUCGGACUGGGACUUCAACAGUUUAUCAUCAGCACUCGACUCUAACGGCAGCAUUUCGAGCCCGGGAGACGCACAUACCUCUGGCGCGAGUAGCUUUGUCGUCACGACACCCGCCGGACUUGGGGCUCAGAACUCCAGAGCAAGCAAUGCUCGGCCUCCAGUCUCCAAGAGUACGAUCAGCGCGCCAGGGUCGGGUGCUGCGAUGCUCACCAAGAUUAUGAAGCUCGAGAGUGGGAUGACGGCUAUGCGGGGUGAGGUUAGCAGCCUUCGCCAAGGUCUUCUAAGCCUGCAAAACAGUGUACAGAACGCGCUCGAUGCGCUGAGGGCAAACCACGAGGCUGGGAUGGAACUGACGAUGCAGGUUGUUGAGGAAAAGGUCGAGGCUGCCUUGAGCGCGAGCAGGAAAGGAGGAGAGAGGGAGCAAGAAGUGGGCGGUGAUGCAGGAGAUGGAAACGAAGCGGACACAGAAGACGACGACGAUGACGACGACGAGGUUAGUCACAAGGUGUCGGAACCUGUGAUGCUUCUGAUCAGUUAUGCAAGGCGAUAA